AUGUCGGUCUCGAUUAUCAUCAACAGUCCUUUACAGCUUCAUAUCCUAGCGAGGAAGCGCAAAAUCACACCGUCGGCUGAGCAAUCAUUGUCAAAGACAACAUUGGUCCUUGCAACGCCAAGCAAAGGGCCAAGCAACAUUAGUCAAAGCAGUACAUUAUUUAUCCAACCAUUCUAUGGCCCAAAGCAGAUGUAUCCUUCAGGCAUCGCUACUAUUCUUAAUCAUUAUACGCACAACCACACGCCUCCUGCCGAGAAGCACGAGAAUGAGGAACUCUGGCACAACCGUCAUGUGCUUAUACCAUACAACCUACAAGAACAGAGCAAUAAUAUUAUUACAGAUGGCGAACUUUGUUCCCUUCUUCAUAGUAUCUUUCCUGGCACGGAAAAUGUCACGGAACCUUGCUUUCGUGGCUAUUUGAUCUUUCAAGUCAAGCAGCUACCAAGCGCGCCGUGGCCCCUCACAGUAGGAGGUUUACCUAUCACCGUCUCCGAGACUCGAUCCGGGAGAGGUCGUGCACUUAUGUUUCCAAGAGCGAUGCCGGGAAGGCUCUCUAUCUCGAUCUUGCAGAGCGGGUUUGAUGGCACCAACAUGUCCGACGGGGGUCUUCGUCAAUUAGCUCGUGAUGUCAACACCUAUUUCCAGCUUAACCUGCCGGCCGUUCAUAUAAUUGAGUUGAUGUUCACAUGUCAGCAUACUUUCUUCAUAGUCAUCGAUGACCAUGCCGAACUGAAGACUGGCGAGUGGCCUGGGAAAAUUGCGAAUUACCCGGUGGCCUACCUUCAUGACAAGGAUCUCAACAGACCAGCCUGGAUAGAUAAACCCGACAGACGAGAAACCGAGCCGCAUCCGUCGAUGGAAAUAGCAGACGACACAGCGUAUGAUGUACUACGGCCAGGAGUGAUGAUCAGCAGUUCCAUCAUUACAGGAGCUUCUCAUCCAGCAACGCUUUCUAGCACAGCCGGCGUUCUUGUCAAGAAUACUACCGGCGAUAGCUUUAUGACAGCGGCUUUUCACGCCGUCGGUGAUUCUGAGAGGGUCUGGCAGUCGCGUCGCCCGGCAGAAACUAUCGGGAAGGUCGCUGUCGAGAUCCCCUUUACUGGUAUUUGCUUGGUAAAAUUGGAGAGAAGUAUUUCAUUCUCGAAUCAGACAUUUGAGAUCAAUGAAGGUAUUGUCCCUCAGUUUACAAGACUAGCCACCUCAGGUGAUGAGUUCAGCUUCUCAACAUGUUACCUUAAUAGCCCAUACACCGGCCUGUUGGAUUCAGUCAUCAUAGCGAAGUCUAUCAAGAUUCAAGCAGAGAGAACCCCUCAUUCAAUAGAGGAGAGGCUUCGUUAUGUAGCAUAUGACUGGUUAUACCAUGGACAAGAAGAAGGCAAUAUCAAAGCUAAACUACCUGAUGGCAUGUGUGGAUCUGUGAUUUGGAAUGACGAAGGGGUUAUCCAGGGGUUCUACCAAUUUUCCAUCAAAGAGGGUUCAUGGAAAGGGUUUUCUGCUUGUGUCAGUGCUAGUGAGGUAGUAGAGUCCGGCUACACUCUAGUAGCAUAA
Molecule: messenger RNA, 1548 nt
Organism: Annulohypoxylon truncatum
Lineage: Eukaryota; Fungi; Ascomycota; Sordariomycetes; Xylariales; Hypoxylaceae
Exons: 1
Coding region: 1-1548 (515 amino acids)
Source: RefSeq, a predicted model, not a curated record